GUCACGUUUCUUCCGGUGAGCGAAACAUCAACAGAGCUGAAGAUGGCAGAGAUCGGAGAGGACGAGCUCAAAAAGCUCGAAUAUUUGUCUUUGGUGUCUAAAGUUUGUACAGAGCUUGACAACCAUUUGGGAAUCAGCGAUAAGGAUCUUGCUGAAUUUGUAAUCAGUCUUGCUGAGAAAAACCCAACGUUCGAUGGCUUUAAAUCGGUUCUGGCUAAAAACGGGGCAGAUUUUACAGAUUCACUCGUCAGCAAUUUGCUUCGUCUCAUUCAAACCAUGCGGCCUCCUGCAAAAGCAUCUCCCAGUAAAGGCUCUCAUCCAGUGGUCAAGCCAAAGAGUGAAAAGGACAAGCUGAAGGAUUUGUUUCCAGCUUUGUGCAGACCUGAUAAUCCCAUUACCAGGACUUUGCUGGAUGAGGAUGAUGUGAAGGUCGCUGCUGAUGCCAUGAAGGAACUGGAGAUGUUUAUGCCCAGUAUUAGUGGACCAGACUCGAAAAGCAGCAAACACAGAUCUGAAACCAGCAGCAGCAAGAAGAGGAGGAGCAGAAGCCGCAGCAGAGAUAGAGACAGAGAUAGAGACAGAGACAGACACAGGCGGCAUCGCUCUCGUUCCCGUUCCAGGUCUCGUUCUAACGACAGGGACCGGAGGAAGCGCAGGUCCCGCUGGCACUCUCGCAGCAAGUCACGGAGUCCUGCACGGGGAGACAGAGACAAGGGCUCAGAUCGCUGGAAGGACAAACACGUGGACCGGCCCCCGCCAGAGGAGCCCUCCGUGGGUGAUAUCUAUAAUGGCAAAGUCACCAGUAUUAUGCAGUUUGGCUGUUUUGUGCAGUUGGAAGGUCUUAGGAAGCGCUGGGAAGGCUUGGUUCACAUUUCUGAACUCAGGAGAGAGGGACGGGUAGCAAAUGUGGCAGAUGUGGUUAGCAAAGGUCAGAGGGUCAAAAUCAAGGUGUUGUCCUUUACUGGGUCCAAAACCAGCCUCAGUAUGAAGGAUGUUGACCAGGACACUGGUGAAGAUCUGAACCCCAACAGGAGAAGAAAUAUGGGUGCAGAUGGUCAAGAAGAGUUGGCCAUGAGGAACCCAGACAGACCUACUAACCUCAACCUGGGCCGUGCUCCAGAGGUAGAGGAUGACACACUGGAACGCAAAAGACUCACCAAGAUCUCUGAUCCAGAAAAGUGGGAAGUCAAACAAAUGAUCGCUGCCAAUGUGUUGUCUAAGGAGGAAUUCCCAGACUUUGAUGACGAAACGGGCAUUCUCCCUAAAGUAGACGAUGAAGAGGAUGAGGACCUGGAGAUUGAGCUGGUGGAAGAGGAGCCUCCAUUCCUGAGGGGACACACCAAACAAAGCAUGGACAUGAGUCCUGUCAAGAUAGUCAAGAACCCAGAUGGAUCUCUCUCUCAAGCAGCCAUGAUGCAGAGUGCCCUGGCCAAAGAACGUCGGGAAGUGAAACAAGCCCAGCGGGAGGCUGAGAUGGACUCGAUCCCAAUGGGCCUGAACAAACAUUGGGUGGACCCGCUGCCUGAUGCUGACGGCAGGCAGAUAGCCGCCAACAUGAGAGGCAUAGGUAUGAUGCCCAACGACAUCCCAGAAUGGAAGAAACACGCCUUCGGUGGCAACAAGGCGUCCUACGGCAAAAAGACUCAACUUUCAAUCCUGGAGCAAAGAGAGAGUCUUCCCAUCUACAAACUGAAGGAGCAGCUCAUUCAGGCUGUCCACGACAACCAAAUCCUGAUUGUGAUCGGGGAGACGGGCUCAGGGAAGACCACGCAGAUCACUCAGUACUUGGCUGAGGCGGGAUACACCACACGGGGGAAAAUCGGUUGCACACAACCAAGAAGAGUGGCAGCCAUGUCUGUGGCUAAAAGAGUGUCGGAGGAGUACGGUUGCUGUUUGGGUCAAGAGGUGGGCUACACCAUCCGUUUUGAGGACUGCACAAGUCCAGAGACGGUCAUCAAGUACAUGACGGACGGUAUGCUGUUGAGAGAGUGUCUGAUCGACCCUGAUCUGGGUCAGUAUGCCAUCAUUAUGUUGGACGAGGCUCACGAGAGAACAAUCCACACAGAUGUGCUCUUUGGGCUUCUCAAGAAGACCGUACAAAAGCGAACAGACAUGAAGCUCAUCGUGACAUCAGCCACCCUGGAUGCUGUGAAAUUCUCUCAGUACUUCUACGAAGCACCUAUUUUCACCAUCCCUGGUCGUACAUACCCGGUGGAAGUGUUGUACACUAAAGAACCCGAGACGGACUAUCUGGAUGCCAGCCUGAUCACAGUCAUGCAGAUCCACCUCACUGAGCCUCCAGGUGACAUCCUGGUGUUCCUGACGGGUCAGGAAGAGAUCGACACGGCUUGCGAGAUCCUCUACGAGCGAAUGAAAUCUCUCGGCCCUGAUGUCCCAGAGCUCAUCAUCCUGCCUGUGUACUCCGCCCUGCCCAGCGAAAUGCAGACCAGGAUCUUUGAUCCAGCACCACCUGGAAGUAGAAAGGUGGUCAUUGCUACCAACAUUGCGGAGACGUCUUUGACCAUCGAUGGAAUCUACUAUGUGGUGGAUCCAGGUUUCGUCAAACAGAAGGUUUAUAACUCCAAAACUGGCAUCGAUCAGCUGGUGGUCACGCCAAUCUCACAGGCUCAGGCUAAACAGCGAGCGGGCAGAGCCGGUAGAACAGGCCCUGGUAAAUGUUAUAGGCUAUACACAGAACGUGCCUACAGAGAUGAGAUGCUCACCACCAACGUGCCUGAGAUUCAGCGAACUAACUUGGCCAGCACUGUGCUGUCUCUCAAGGCAAUGGGCAUCAAUGAUCUGUUGUCAUUUGAUUUCAUGGACGCUCCACCCAUGGAGACACUCAUCACAGCCAUGGAGCAGCUGUACACCCUGGGAGCUCUGGAUGAUGAAGGUCUGCUCACACGCCUCGGUCGUAGAAUGGCUGAGUUUCCUUUGGAGCCCAUGCUUUGUAAGAUGUUGAUCAUGUCUGUCCAUCUCGGCUGCAGUGAAGAGAUGCUGACCAUUGUGUCAAUGCUUUCAGUACAGAAUGUCUUCUAUAGACCAAAGGACAAACAAGCUCUGGCAGACCAGAAGAAAGCCAAGUUUCACCAGCCUGAGGGAGACCACCUGACUUUGUUGGCUGUCUACAACUCUUGGAAGAACAAUAAGUUUUCCAGCCCUUGGUGCUACGAAAACUUCAUCCAGGCGCGAUCUCUACGACGUGGUCAGGAUAUCCGCAAACAGAUGCUGGGCAUCAUGGACAGACACAAGCUAGAUGUGGUUUCUUGUGGCAAGGCAACGGUACGUGUACAGAAAGCAAUCUGCAGUGGUUUCUUCAGAAAUGCUGCCAAAAAAGAUCCACAGGAAGGUUACAGGACCCUUAUAGACCAGCAGGUGGUGUAUAUCCACCCUUCCAGUGCACUGUUUAAUCGUCAACCAGAAUGGGUGGUAUACCAUGAGCUUGUGUUGACCACCAAGGAGUACAUGAGAGAGGUGACCACUAUAGACCCGAGGUGGCUGGUAGAAUUCUCUCCAGCUUUCUUCAAAGUGUCCGAUCCAACACGCCUCAGCAAGCAGAAGAAACAACAGAGGUUGGAACCCCUCUACAACCGCUACGAGGAACCAAACGCCUGGAGAAUCUCCAGAGCCUUCAGGCGGCGCUAGAACAUUCUCAAAAGGUCCUCAUAGACUGCACGUUUCUGAUUCUGAUGUACAAAGCAACAUUUUUGUACUGGAGGCAGAGUGGAGGAUAACUCGGACUGAUGCUAAAACCC
Triplophysa rosa is the source of this 3755-nucleotide messenger RNA. RefSeq names its product DEAH (Asp-Glu-Ala-His) box polypeptide 8 (gene dhx8). Lineage: Eukaryota; Metazoa; Chordata; Actinopteri; Cypriniformes; Nemacheilidae. The record is from RefSeq and is a predicted model, not a curated record. Gene Ontology annotation, biological process: mRNA splicing, via spliceosome; spliceosomal complex disassembly. The transcript has 23 exons. The coding region runs from base 43 to 3645 and encodes 1200 amino acids. Gene Ontology annotation, cellular component: catalytic step 2 spliceosome; intracellular anatomical structure. Gene Ontology annotation, molecular function: RNA helicase activity; ATP binding; RNA binding.